This is a messenger RNA of Spodoptera littoralis (African cotton leafworm), 546 nucleotides long. The record is from the annotation of a GenBank genome assembly. Lineage: Eukaryota; Metazoa; Arthropoda; Insecta; Lepidoptera; Noctuidae.
AUGGCUCUCCCAAACAAUAUUUUUAAAGGGGGAAAAUCAUCGAAUGACUGCUCCCGCCUAAGUGAGGCGGAAGGGAGUGUCAGACUCUUACUGACUAAAAACCACCCCGUUCCUUCUCCUGCACGUCGAGCCGGAGCCCCGGUUUUCUCCUGUGUCGUGGGUACCUUUACAAACAUACAAGUUCACAUACACAUCACACCCAGACCCGAAACAACAAUUUGUGGAUCACACAAAGUUCUUAUGUUCCGUGCGGGAAUCGAACCCGCGACACGUUGCACGGCAGCCGGUUGCCCAGCCACCGCACCAACCGUGCAGUCAAUUGAAACUUACCUGGGUGAGGCGGAAGGGAGUGUCAGACUCUUACUGACUAAAAACCACCCCGUUCCUUCUCCUGCACGUCGAGCCGGAGCCCCGGUUACCCUUUUUUUAUGGCAUAAGCCGGUAAACGAGCAGACGGAUCACCUGAUGGUAAGCAAUCGGCGUCGCCCAAGGACACCUGGAACACCAGAGGCGUUACAAGUGCGUUACCGGCUUUUUGGGGAUUAG